Molecule: messenger RNA, 4261 nt
Organism: Peromyscus eremicus (cactus mouse)
Lineage: Eukaryota; Metazoa; Chordata; Mammalia; Rodentia; Cricetidae
Product: interferon-induced protein with tetratricopeptide repeats 1-like
Exons: 2
Coding region: 1-1392 (463 amino acids)
Biological process (GO): defense response to virus
Cellular component (GO): cytosol
Molecular function (GO): RNA binding; protein binding
Source: RefSeq, a predicted model, not a curated record
AUGGGAGAGAAUGCUGGUGGUGAUCAGGUCAAAAAGAAUCUGAUUGAACUGAGUUGUCACUUCACAUGGGAGCUGCUGUUGGAAGAAAUUGACAUACCCGAUUUGGAAACAAGGAUCUCUGAGGAGCUUGCAUUCCUAGACAUCAAGGACAGAGUGGGAAUGCUCAACCUCAGGGCCUAUGUGAAACACCUGAAAGGCCAGCAUGAGGAAGCCCUGCAGAGCUUGAAAGAAGCAGAAACCUUGAUCCAGGGAGAGCAGUUGCACAAGAGAAGCCUGGUUACAUGGGGCAACUGUGCCUGGGUGCAUUACCACAUGGGCAGCCUGGCAGAAGCCCAGACCUACCUGGACAAGGUGGAAAACACAUGCAAGGAAUUGGGCAGUCCCUACUGCUAUAGGAUGGAGUGUCCUGAGGUGGACUGUGAACAAGGCUGGGCCUUGCUGAAGUGUGGAGGACAGAAUUAUAAACGAGCCAUGGGCUGCUUUGCAAAGGCUCUGGAAGUGGAGCCUGAAAAUCCUGAAUACAACAUUGGCUAUGCUACUGUAGCCUAUCGCAUAGACUGUGAUGACAAUAAUAUCUCUCUAGAACCCCUAAGGAAGGCUGUAAGGUUAAAUCCAGAAGAUCCAUUUAUUAAAGUUUAUCUUGCCCUGAAGCUUCAGGAUGUAGGAGAAGCAGCUGAAGCAGAAAAACACAUUGAAGAAGCUCUCAGUAGCACAUCCUGCCAACACUAUAUCUUUCGAUAUACAGCCAAAUAUUACCGAAGGAAAGGCUGCCUAGACAAGGCUCUCCAUCUGCUCCACAGGGCCUUGCAGGCAUCACCUGCCUCUGGCUACCUGCAUUACCAACUAGGGCUCUGCUACAAGCAACAAAUGAUCCAACUGAAGACAUCCAGAAAUGACCAGGCCAGAAGGCAGGGUAGUGUGCAGAAAUUGGCACAACAGGCCAUUUGUGAAUUUCAAGAGGCUGUGAAUCUCAGGCCCAGGGAUGAGAUGGCUUAUAUUUUCAUGGCUGAAGUGCAGGCAGAAAUUGGCCAAUAUGAAGAAGCAGAGGCAAAUUUCCAGAAGGCACUGAACAUGAAGAAUCUUGAGUGUCACAUAGAGCAGGAUAUUCAUUUCCGCUAUGGCCGUUACCAACAAUUUCAUCAGAAAUCAGACGACAAGGCGAUCACCCACUACUUAAAAGGUCUGAAAAUAGAAGAAAAGACCUUUGCCUGGAGGAAACUACUCACAGCUUUGGAGAAAGUGGCCACAAGACGUGCUCGCCAGCAUGUUCGACUUGUGGAGAGCACUAGCUUGCUUGGGUUAGUCCACAAACUGAACGGGGACAAGGAGGAUGCCCUGCAGUUCUAUGAGAGGGCUCUGAGGCUCACUGGGGGAGUGAACCCUGAGUUCUGAAUGCAGCUCACCUCUGAGAAGUGAAUGUACUCAUAACUGAGGGUUCCCGGCUUCCUUCCCAGUUUCUUUCUCCAAACUCUUUUCAUCUCUCACUGUGGUGUCUAGAACUUGCACCCCACUACAUCUUCUCACUUACUGACCAGGACUGACCCCUGCUGAUCUGCACUCCCUUGAGCUGUGGGAUCCUAGAACAUCUUUUCCUUAUGUCUGUGUCUUGAGAACGAAAGUCUUCCAUCCUCUGCCUGCCAGUGUCCUGGACAAAGAAGUCUUCUCCAAGGAAGCUUUUACUUUAAGUCACCAGUUACUUUUACUACAGUGCAGUGUCAGAGGAAUCCAAAUGAGCAAAGGACAGAGUUUGCAAGCUGAGAGGUCUCACCUUACUGCAGAAUUAUUCACAGCUAAUAAGAGCCUUAAGUUUAGGGAAAGCCAAGCAAAGAAAACUUGCCAGGACAUUACAGACAGAAGAUGAUAUAAGGAGAUUUGUGCACUUUUCGGUUGUGGGAGCUCGUUUUCAGGUUCCUCAUGGCUUUACCCAGCAGAUCCACAUAGGAGGAUGAUUAGGACCAAAGGCCUGAAUACUGGUGUCUGAGAUGGUCUGCACUUGACUUGCUGGGGAGAGGUCUUUUGCUCCACCCCUUGGUGUCUGUAUAAAUACCCUGGUGCAGAGACAGUCAGGUCUCAUUGGAAUAGGUUCCAGGCCCUCUCAAGGCUCUCCUUUAUUUUCUAUCUGUUCAUCUCCACAUUCUAAAUCCUUUUAUCUAAUAUUUCCUGCUUCUCGCACUCAGGAAACUCUGGGGAACUGUGGGGUUAGUGAGUAAACACCCCGCAGAAUGGUGCCAUGAACAGGAACUAAGAAAAAAAAAGUGAGGGAGAUGAAAGACAAAUUAACAGGAACUAAAGACAAAGUAAUAGGGACUAAAAACAAAGGAAAAUAAUAGUUUUAAUACAGAGUUUUUGGCAAAAGUGCUGAGUCAGACUCUGACAGUGGAAAAAGAAAGGGGUAUGUCUGGUGUAAUAAAUAUGAAAUAUGAAUAUUAAAAAGGGUCAUGGUGUUUUAUCCUCAAGAGAAAAGGAAAAAACUGACUGGAAGAUUGUCCAAUGCUGCAGCGCAAAAAUCUCCUCUAUCAAAUUUUCUAUCUUGUAUCUCUUUUUUAAUGUCUAUGUGUGAAAAAUAAGUAUAAGUUAUAGUAUAGUAAUAUAGUGUAGGAAAAACUUAGAAGUAUAAGAUUGUGUAGAAAAAAUUUAAGAUAAGUAAGGCAACUAGACAGAAAAACUCAAUUUUCUAACUUUGGGGGCUAUUAACGCAAACUGGGGGGAGAAAUCUUUCUUUGAGCUUUAUGGGUAGUUAAAAAAAAAAGCUCUUCUUUGAGCUUCGGGCAGAAAAGAGAAAGAAAAAAGUUUCCUAUGGAAGCUUUAGGCCUGGGGACAGCUAAAGUCCAAGGGGCAGAAGAAAAGUGAUUUCUCCCUGAGGCAAAAAUUCGGGUGUAAGAAUCCAAUUAGUUUAAAGUUCAUAGCUUUGUGAAAAGUUGGUCUUUUUCUCUUGGGGGGAAAAAAUCUUUUUCUUAAACUAAAAUCUUUUCUUGGAAGUCUUGGGCAAAAAUAUCUCUAUAAAAAGCCUUUAUCUUUCUCUCUCAAACUAAAAGCUCUCUUAAAAAACUUAAAAACUAAAGCCUUUGACUUUCUCAGAAGGACAAAAAAUAGAAUCACCUGAAGAUAUUAGCAUGGGAAUCACCUGUGAUUAGCUCUAAGGGAAAGCAACAAACCUGUUAAGACAGCAAAACCUCUAAGUUCUGUCUUUCAAGCUUUAAAAAUCCUCCUUGCAAUGCAGGAGGCAGGGAUGGAGUUCCUAAAAACCUCUCUUCUAAGCUCUGUCUCUUCAAGCUAGUAAAAGACAGUGAGUCAGAGUUAAGGUUCCAUCUUGCAGUCUGGAGACAGUAGGAGAAUAAAGAGGCUUCCAGACUGCUGAGGAGUUUGAGAUUUUUGUUUCUAAGUUUCAACAAUGUUUUCAGACCUGUUGAAAGCUGCAGGUCUAGAAUCCCAUUCCAAUUUAGACAACUAUCUUCUCCUGUUGGGAAGUUGAGUUGCCAGUUAAGCAAUUCAGAAACAGAAUAUUCCUUACAAGGUUUUUCUCUUCUCUUUUCUUUCUUUUGGGUUUGUUGUAAAUUGACGUAACUCUUAAUAGUUGUUAUAAAGGAUCUGAAAUGCAUAGCAACAGAAGACACUAAGUCCCAGAAUUAAGAGAGCCAUUAAAGAAUUAUACUCAUUUCAAUCUAUCAAGAACUUUCAGAAUAUCAAAGCUGUCUAUAAGCUCUGAACUUUAGAAAUGAUAUGCGUACUUCCUCUCUACUUAAGAGAAUCUUCUAAUAGAGAUAAUGAUAAUAAUUAAGUAAGAAGUAGACAAUUAUUCUGUCUUGUUAGAAAAUGUUAAAUCUCUAAGUGUGAAGAAAUCUUUAGGUGUUUGCUAAGUAAGAUAUAUGCUAAUGGUAGCCCUGUAGAGUUUGCUUAAUAGUUCUUAUGAAUAUAAGUGUGUAAAAUAGAUCUAUAAUUAAAUAAGUACAAGUAAUAUGUGAUAGAUCUAUAAAAUAAGCUUGCAAGAAGUAAAGAUGCUAGUUGUAAAUGUAAGUUUAAAUAAGAAUAUAGAAUGAGUAUAAAAAGUAAAUAAGAAAUAUAUUUGCUAAAGUAGUUCUAUAGUUUCCUUAAGGAGUAUAAAUAAGUAGAUGUUAAUAUGUUAUAUGUGAGUUUGUAAAAAAGUGUAAAUGUUGAAUGUGAGUCUAAAUGCUUGGUAAGAUACAUUAUAUGUAAGUUUGUAAAAAAGUGUAAAUGUUAAGUGUGAGUCUAUGCUUAAUGUAUAUGGUGUAAAAAAAAAAAA